Messenger RNA from Psylliodes chrysocephalus, 414 nucleotides. The record is from the annotation of a GenBank genome assembly. NCBI's taxonomy places the organism in Eukaryota, Metazoa, Arthropoda, Insecta, Coleoptera, Chrysomelidae.
AUGGGAUUUGAAUUGAAUAUUUUUGAAGAAAACAAUGAUACUGACCAGAUGAGUCCGAUAGAGAACGUACUUCCAGAUUUGGUUGACGUUGUUUCUCAAGAAAAUGUCGUCUUAAGAAACAAACCAGACAGGUCACGUGAUCUCUUUGGCGUUCAACUCGAGGUGACGAGCCUUCUUUUGGAGGCAGAACGACGAAAACUGACAGUUCUUCAAAAAGAACUUCAACAAGCUCUGGAAGAAGGGGGCUCGAUCAAAGCCAAGGAACAUCAAAAACAAGAACUUCUUUUAGCCAUAGCGCGUAUACAGGCGCAACACGAUCUCUUGGAUAAAGAGUACAGAGAACAUGCUCUAGGAGCGCUGCUGUCUGCGAAUACGCGGGGAUCCGGAAAGAAAAUUCGUCUCACCCUAGAUUGA